Molecule: messenger RNA, 4384 nt
Organism: Dermochelys coriacea (leatherback sea turtle)
Lineage: Eukaryota; Metazoa; Chordata; Testudines; Dermochelyidae
Gene: KLHL26
Product: kelch like family member 26
Exons: 3
Coding region: 48-1859 (603 amino acids)
Molecular function (GO): protein binding
Source: RefSeq, a predicted model, not a curated record
GCGGCGGCUCCAGCCCCAGCGCCGGGCCCGGCGGCGGCGCGGGGAAGAUGGCGGAGUCCGGCGGGGCCGAGUCCGCCUUGGAGCGGCCGAGCAGCAUGGCUGACAAGAACAGCGCCCUGAAAUGCACGUUCUCUGCUCCUGGCCACAGCACCACUCUCCUGCAAGGACUGGCCUCGCUCCGGGCUCAGGCUCAGCUGCUUGAUGUCAUCCUCACUAUAAAUAACGAAGUGUUUCAGGUUCAUAAAGUUGUCUUGGCUGCCUGCAGUGACUACUUCAGGGCAAUGUUCACAGGAGGGAUGAGAGAAACCAGCCAAGAUGUGAUUGAACUGAAAGGGGUAUCCGCAAAAGGACUGAAACGCAUAAUAGACUUUGCUUAUAGUGCUGAAGUGACUCUCGAUCUUGAUUGUAUUCAGGAUGUGCUGGGAGCUGCAGUCUUCCUCCAGAUGGUGCCUGUGAUAGAGCUCUGUGAAGAGUUCCUGAAGUCCGCAAUGAGUGUUGAAACGUGUCUUAAUAUCGGGCAGAUGGCCACCACCUUCAGUCUCGCGUCCUUGAAGGAAUCAGUAGACGCAUUCACCUUUAGGCACUUCCUUCAGAUUUCUGAGGAAGAGGACUUUCUUCACCUGCCCCUGGAGCGCCUUGUCUUCUUCCUGCAAAGCAAUAAACUAAAGAGCUGCAAUGAAAUAGACCUCUUCCAAGCUGCCAUCCGUUGGCUGCAGUAUGACCAGUCCCGCCGUUCCAAUGCCAGCCAGGUUCUCUGCCACAUUCGCUUCCCGCUCAUGAAAUCGUCUGAGCUGGUGGACAGCGUUCAGACCCUGGACAUCAUGGUGGAAGAUGUCCUGUGCCGGCAGUAUUUGCUGGAGGCAUUCAACUACCAGAUCCUGCCCUUCCGCCAGCAUGAGAUGCAGUCUCCUCGAACCACCAUCCGUUCCGACGUCGUGUCCCUCAUCACCUUUGGCGGCACCCCGUACACUGACAACGACCGGACUGUGAGCGGCAAAGUGUAUUACUUGCCAGACAUCAAUGUGCGUCAAUUCAAGGAGCUCACUGAGAUGGAGGUGGGCAGCAGCCAUGCCUGUGUGGCUGUGCUCGACAACUUUGUCUAUGUCGUGGGGGGGCAGCAUCUGCAGUACCGCAGCGGUGAGGGAGCUGUAGAUAUCUGCUACCGCUAUGACCCCCACUUGAACCAGUGGCUGCGCAUCCAGGCCAUGCAAGAGAGCAGGAUACAAUUUCAGCUGAAUGUCUUGUACGGCAUGGUGUAUGCCACGGGCGGGAGGAACAGGUCGGGGAGCCUGGCCUCCGUAGAGAAGUACUGCCCCAAAAAGAAUGAGUGGACCUAUGUGUGCUCCCUCAAACGCAGGACGUGGGGGCAUGCUGGGGCCACAGUGGGCGGCAAGCUGUACAUAUCCGGUGGAUAUGGAAUAUCAGUGGAAGACAAAAAAGCCCUGCACUGUUAUGACCCGGCAGUUGAUCAGUGGGAGUUUAAAACCCCAAUGAAUGAACCCAGAGUCCUGCAUGCCAUGGUCAGUGCAAAUAUGAGGAUUUAUGCCCUAGGAGGGCGCAUGGACCAUGUUGACCGUUGUUUUGAUGUAUUGGCUGUGGAAUACUAUGUGCCUGAAACUGACCAAUGGACAACCGUGAACCCUAUGCGGGCAGGUCAGUCAGAAGCUGGUUGUUGCUUGUUAGAAAAGAAGAUCUAUAUUGUGGGAGGGUACAACUGGCACCUGAACAAUGUAACGAGCAUCGUGCAAGUGUAUAACAUGGAAACAGAUGAAUGGGAAAGGGACCUGCAUUUCCCAGAGUCUUUUGCUGGCAUAGCAUGUGCUCCUGUUAUACUGCCACAAAUAACAACCCAGAGAUAACCAUGUGGGACUGUGCUGUCUGGGAGCUCCUCUCUUGUGUUGCAUGUUCUCAGGACUGUGUGUUGUCUCUUUGUUGUUUGCAAAUAAAGUUGUGUUUCGUUUGUUUGUUUCGGGGGGAGGGAUGGCGGGGGAAGGGAGGAGGAAAAUACUUUGCAUUCCCUUAUCCAGGAAAUCUCCUCUUCCUCCUAUGUAGCCUUCUGACGGUGUGUUCCCUCAGAAGCACUUGUUGGCCAGUUAGACUUAACAUAUGCUACAGCUAGACAAGGCUCUUCGUUGUUGUCCUGGACGGGGAGGAUGCAUUUCUCUGACUGCCCAUCUUUUUAACGAGGUCUUGCAUUGCAGGCAGUGACCGCUCAGGAGCGUGUUAAGUACUGUGGGAUGUUUAGAUGAGUUCUGAUGUGAUUUCAGUAAUGUUUCACAAUUCCAAAAGCUCACUGGAGUGUGUAGAUUUGUGUCAUCGUCUUGUUUUUAACCAACAAAACCAAACUCUUUAUAACAUACUGACCUCCAGAAGCAAUAAGGGGAUGCUGGAAACUAGAUGAGGUGCUUGGAUUAUGACGCACGUUCUUGGCUUCCCAAGAAGUGAUUUUUUUUCUUUCCUUUUGUCUAAUAGGAUACAGGUUCUUUCUGGCCACUGAGCUCUGUGUUGAUUCUGUUUGCUCUUCACCAAAUGGGACAAUUUAAUGAAGCUCCUUCUCCUGAUAACCAUGUAAUGUCCUACUCAACAAAACUCCCCUCAAUUGGAGCGCCCAAACUUUGCAACCCGGAGGGGCCAUGUUGGCAGCUCGCCAGGAGCUGGAGUGCAUUGCUAAACAUGCAUGAUUUUCAUAAUUGCCAAUAAAGUGUGUGACAUCCCCAGCAGUAAGAACCUUGGAAUUGGUAGCUGUUUGUACCCUGAUGAUAUAGGCAGAAGGCACCCAGAGCUGCUUUCUAGGGCCCAUUUACUGCGUCUUUCGCAUCUCCUUCCCCUUUGAGUGCAUUUCCCUUCCCUCCCCUAUGCAAAUUUACCCAAACUGGGUUUUUUUAAAUACUACCAAAGAGCCAGUGGUGCUUGUCCUACUGCGAAAAGGUUCCCCAGCCACCCAAUUUAUGAAUAAGAAACAUCCGCUUCUAAUACAACAGAACUCUGUGAAACGUAAAGUUCUGUCGCCCCAAAAUGUUUUACUCUUUAACUAGAGAUUCAUUUUAAGAGGGCUUUGCAGUGUGUGAAAUAUAUUUGUGUUUUCUGCACAUAGAAGGUUUUUACUUCUCAGAUAUGUUCUUUUUUCAGGUCAGUUUUCUAAGCAAAUUAACCUGUUGGUAAAUUGAAGUUUCUCCUUGUAUCAGGAAUUCUGUGCCAAGGGCUUCAUUAUAUUUCUCUUUUUUGGUGUAUGCAAAAUGUUGAGAAACAGUUACGUUCUGGCAUUAUAUAAAUGCUGAGCUGUCACCUUUUAUAGGGAGUAUAAAAUGUCUGUUUUGCUAAUGUAUCAUUAAUCAGGCCUAUUUCUGCCCAAGUGAUAAAGCAUGAACUUCAUAAUUCAAAUUAAUUUUCAGAUAUCUUUCUCUAGGACUUAAAUUCAGGUAUUUGAAAAAGCGAUAGAGUAAGUAUGCAUGUUACCCGGCUAACCUGGUGAAAUGUAAUUCUCCAUCUUCAUUCCAUAUUUUGCCAGUGAUGAAUGAAUAAAAAUAAAGCCCCCAUUUUGCUGCAGACGUACUAGAGAUGCUGCAAAGAAGGUGGCUUACCAACAAAUGGACAAAAUUUGAGAAGAAAGAAAUGUUAAUAGAAGCACUAAAACAACAAAAUAUUUAUUAAAAUAUUCUACCUCUACAUGUUAAUCAGACGUGAGUAAACCCCAAAUGUAAUCUGCCCUUUUUCUUCCAGUUGCAAAGUUCAUGCAACUUUGCAUGGGUUUCCUCCCAGAGGAACACUUCAGUGCUCUUUCCUAUUUUUUUUUCUAACCUUCAUAUAAAUACUCUUUCUAUGCCAGCAAUGCAGAGCCGAAGAGCAGCCCUCUGAUAACAAACCAAGGUGCAUAUUCCCAGUGCUCACAAACUACCUUACAGUAAACAAACCAGAGAGCCUGCAUGAAGGAUGAGAUAGGAACCUGGUGCUAAGGAAAAUUGAUUUUUUUUUUUCAUUUCAAGCUUCGACAGUGGUGAUUAAAUUAUUGCAGGGAAAGAGAAGAGGAAUAUACUUUAGAAAUUAUGAAAAAUACAUUCUUGGGGUCCUUUUUAAAUUACCCUUGUGGAAAAAAAAUCAGUUUGAAUGCAUCUUUGGAAGGGUGGCUUCCUUGAUAGUGGGAUAGAAAAAGCCAUUCCAAAGUGGGCAUUAAUUAAGCAGACUUACUGUAGCUUGACACUUACCCACUGAACUAGCCUAGUCACUGUACUCCCUGUCAGUCCCCCAUGGAAUCUGUGCUAGGGUGGGUUUCCUGAUUCCCUAGCCGGAGACUGCUGGCAGAGCAGUGCUAUGCACCAUCUGUGUGUUAAUGGAAUGUUCUUUUUAUAGAUCUAUAUCAAAAUAAAAUUAUUUUUCAUAACGUUAA